GGCCUCCGCGUGUGUUGACAACAUGGCCGCGGCCCGGCGGGCUCAGGCGCUGCGCCUCUAUCGGGCCCUCCUGCGGGAGAGCCAGGCCUUCGCCGCCUACGGGUACAGGACCUAUGCCAUCAGAAGAAUAAAAGAUGCUUUCAGAGAAAACAAAAACAUCAGUGAUUCAACAGAAAUUGAAGCACUACUAAACAAAGCAAAAACUAAUCUGGAAAUCAUACGCCGACAAGUCCUCGUUGGCCAACUCUAUACAGCAGAGAAGCUUGUAAUUGAACACGAACAAAAAGUCUGAUACAGGAUGAAGGCCUCUUCCGGGAGCCCUAGCGGACCAGCUUCAGUAUUGUAUAACACACGCACAGAUUUUUUUACUUGAACACAUUGUUUGAGCUAUCUUGUUUUUCUUCUUACAGAAUAUAUGUAAGACUUAAGACUGUAUUCUGUCUUAAUAGUGUACACUGCAUAAAAUAUUAGAAGCAUGCUUUCUAUGUAUUGGUAAGGUGAGGAAUACAUUUUGUUGGGGCUGAACAUCACUGUCGGCUGGUAUUCUCAAACCAUUAGUUUUCUUGACAAUAAAAUUCCAUAAGCUAAUGUGUUUGCUUGCUUCCUGGAUGAACAACAGUUGAAUAAAUAGUUGUUGCCUUUGGGUUUAAAUUGUAAUGACAAAAUAUUUCACGAUGCCUAAUUUCAGAAAUUAACAUUCUGGUUACAAUCCUGAAAUGCCUUUAAUAAGUCUAAGGUUCGAAACUUUUGUGUCCAGUUCAACACUUUUGUAGAAGAUAAAUGUUUAUAAGUAUUGACAACUAUAGUUUUGUUGAACAUUGUGUGUCUCAGACUAUUAAAGGAAAUCAGCACUUUACUUUUCCAUCUGUGGAAUAAAUAAAGUAGUACUUUAUUUUAAAA
Molecule: messenger RNA, 900 nt
Organism: Anolis sagrei ordinatus
Lineage: Eukaryota; Metazoa; Chordata; Lepidosauria; Squamata; Anolidae
Gene: LYRM4
Product: LYR motif containing 4
Biological process (GO): iron-sulfur cluster assembly
Cellular component (GO): L-cysteine desulfurase complex; mitochondrion
Source: RefSeq, a predicted model, not a curated record